Messenger RNA from Prorocentrum cordatum, 267 nucleotides. The record is from the annotation of a GenBank genome assembly. NCBI's taxonomy places the organism in Eukaryota, Dinophyceae, Prorocentrales, Prorocentraceae.
AUGGCUCCCCCCAUGCGCAGCGGAGCGGCGCUGCUCGCCCCCAGGAGGCUCGCGCCGAAGGCGCCCACCCCAUGGGCGCGGCGGUGCUACGUGUCUCCGUCUGGUGGCGGCGGUGGCGUGCCCGUCAUCGGCGGUGUCGCCGCUGCCUUUGGCGCGGAGGCGCCCGGCCGAUCAGGCGCCGCGGCCGCGCCCCGCUGGCACGUGGGCCUCGUGGUAGUGCCGCAGCAGAUUGCUUGGGUAGUCGAGCGCCUCGGGAAGUUCCACAAG